Phyllopteryx taeniolatus (common seadragon) is the source of this 1380-nucleotide messenger RNA. It is a transcript of the gene bsx, whose product is annotated as brain-specific homeobox. Gene Ontology annotation, biological process: regulation of DNA-templated transcription. Gene Ontology annotation, molecular function: DNA-binding transcription factor activity, RNA polymerase II-specific; DNA binding. The record is from RefSeq and is a predicted model, not a curated record. The transcript has 3 exons. The coding region runs from base 35 to 712 and encodes 225 amino acids. Lineage: Eukaryota; Metazoa; Chordata; Actinopteri; Syngnathiformes; Syngnathidae.
AGUUAAAACAGCAUACUUCCAAAUAACUCUCAUCAUGAGCAUGAACUACCCAACAGCGGGUGCCACGCAGAGGUCGACGUCUUUUUUUAUAGAAGACAUCUUAUUGCACAAACCUAAGCCGCUGAGAGAAGUUAUUCAAUCGCCUUUCUGUAGCUCCGUGGCCUCACGGAUGCCGAUCCUGGAGUAUGGAUACCCACUGAUGCCAACGCCAGUAUUGGCCCCGCAUCCACACCAUCCGCUCCACAAACCAGAACAUCACCAGUACUUCUUUACAUCUGGCAUGCAGAUGCCGGCCUUGUUCCAGCACCACGCAGACUUACCCGGGAAGCACUGCAGACGCAGGAAGGCCCGGACGGUUUUCUCCGACUCGCAACUCUCCGGUCUGGAGAAGAGGUUUGAAAUCCAGCGGUACUUGUCCACACCGGAGAGAGUGGAGCUUGCCACUGCGCUCAGCCUUUCCGAAACGCAGGUGAAAACGUGGUUUCAGAACCGCCGGAUGAAGCACAAAAAGCAGCUGAGGAAAGCCCAGGAUGAGCACAAGACAGCCGGGCACUUGGAGAGAUCCGCGGAGAACACGAGCGACAACCAACUGACCGAAAAGAGCGGCGAGGAACUGAAACGUCCACUGGAGCGGGACACAUAUUUGCUGGAGGAAAACGACGACGAUGUGGAUAUCGAGGAUGAUAUUUGCUCUCCGGAUCAUCUCCUAUAGUAGGCUGCAUGGCUGUUUUGCAUACAGCCACUUGCACGUUGUAGAAGUUUGUAAAUAACGCGGACUUUAUAUUAUACUCAUUACAAAUAUUUACCAUUGAAAAAUGAACCUGUUAAAAAUUUUAACUAUUCCGUUUCAUCUCUGUAAAUCAAUUUGAAAUAUAUGAUUUGAUGGAAUCUAACACAACACUUCUCUUAUAAAUAAUGACAUUACAUUAUAUAUUUUUUUGUUUUUAAUAUCGGACCGGCGGCAAUUGACUUUUUUCCCCCACACACCGGCGAUUAGCUCUUUUCCGUAAUGGUUUCAUUUAUAAUAUAGUUUUUAAAAAAUAGAUGUUUCCCAUUUUGUCCUUGCUUGAUUUGACUUUUGGUCUUAAAUAAUUCACAGUCAUACAAAUUAUUGUGCAUAUAUUGCUAUGUAAAUUCAUUAUUAUAUCAGAAAUCCAUGUUGUGCUCCAUUAAUUCGAGCCUAUGUGUUGUUCUUUAAACUGAAGACAUUGUUUUCGUUGUUGAUUAUUUGAAGAGUUCUGAAAAAAGUACUUAACUUCGGUUGCACAUGAUUAAAAUUGUGUGUUAAUAGUAAACUGACGUAAUUUCCCCCUUUCCCUCGAAAAUAAUCAAAUAAUGUUAGUUCAACACUUUUUAUUCAUGCAUGUAGAAGUUUGCAAC